Messenger RNA from Siniperca chuatsi (mandarin fish), 7064 nucleotides. It is a transcript of the gene n4bp2, whose product is annotated as NEDD4 binding protein 2. NCBI's taxonomy places the organism in Eukaryota, Metazoa, Chordata, Actinopteri, Centrarchiformes, Sinipercidae. The transcript is spliced from 16 exons. The record is from RefSeq and is a predicted model, not a curated record. The coding region runs from base 270 to 5852 and encodes 1860 amino acids. Gene Ontology annotation, molecular function: ubiquitin binding.
ACGGGAGCCAUGUGCCAGGGCCACCUUUUAUUUUGAAGUCACUGUCUUGAUUUCCGGUUGUAACCUUUCUGGCGUAGUAUAUAUAUAUAUAUUUUUUUUUUCUCAUAUAUUUCCACCGCUUGGAGUGCUGUUAGAUAGCAUAACCUUGAGUUGGUGCACUUUGGUUACUCUACUCGACACCACAGUAGCAUGUCUUCAGCUCCGGGCCACCUUUUUGUAGCUCCUCAGCUACUUAGUUAGCUCCGUGUAGCCCUCACCUCGGCCACGGAAUGCCUCGGAGAAAGAAAAACGGCCAGAGCCCGGCCAGAGUCCCCAGUGGCCCGCCAGAGGGGGGAAGCCUCGGCCACAACACGGGUUACCGACUACCUCAGGGAUUUGACGGUUCAAUGGCGAACAAUUUUCCAUCCAGCACCUCGCCCUCCAGCUCCGUCAAAGAGAAAAUCGUCACAAGCAUGCAGGAGAUGUUUUCCCACCUGGACCCCGAAGUUAUAUACAUCGUGCUGUCCGAGUGUGAUUUUAAAGUUGAAAAUGCAAUGGACUCUCUCUUGGAGCUGUCUGUGGCUGCUGAAGGUGCAGCCCCUAUACCUUCUCCUGUCUCUGGCUUUGCGCGCACUGCCGCAGCCCUGCUCAGCCCAUGCCACUUUUCUGAACCCAGACCAGACACAGACUCCUCCCAGCUAUCACAGCUGCCCUCCUCUCCUCCCUCCACCAACCUCCUGACAGAAGAGCUGGACCUGCUAGUCGAUCAGGAGCUAGAGACACUAACUGCACGACAAAACGCUAAGGAAGAGCACCACAGCAGCCAGUAUUUAUCCUCUUUCCCUCCACCACCAUUCCCAGAGCAGGUCCUCCCUGAGCUGCUUCAGUCCAGCCUGCAGCCUGGAUCUAGAGGGCCCUCUGUUGACCAGCAAGGCCUGGUGGAGCAUAGUUCUGGAGCUUCCUCUCCGCUCGACCAGCUCAGCACUUGGGAAGAUGAGAUCGCUGAGAAACAGCAGUCAAUGGUGGAUUUCACACAUCUGAUGAAAGAGAGGCCUGCAGACAAGCCGAAACCUCCUUUGGACCUGGCAGCUUCAGGACGUCCCUCGGCUUUCCAGGUGUAUAAAAAGCAAGACCCUUCACACACCCUUUCAGACAAGGCUGGGGUCAUGCCCCCUAAAGCGAUAGCCGGAGGAGCAAGAUCUAAGGUGAAUAUGUUGAAUCAUGAGCCGCUUGGCUACAUGCCAUCACCCUGGAACCUGGAGGCACCAGUGUUUUCUCCCCGUAUCCAUGAAAACCAGGACCCAGUAUUCAUUACCCCUGUGGCUCAAACGCCUUCCAUCUGGCCGAGGCAACCCAGGCAUGCCUCUCCCUGGCUUAGUCAGAGCCCCGUCAGCCAAGCACCUCUCAAACCCUCUGCUACUAUUCCAAAGUCCUGGGCCCUUCCUGCUGCUCCUCAACCUCCUGCCCAGUACAGCAGGCUUUGUUUGGAAGGGAGGGUCCUUGUGCUGCUACGUGGUGCUCCAGGAUCUGGCAAGUCAACUUUGGCAAGAGCCUUGUUAGAGAAUAACCCAGGUGGCGUUAAACUGAGCACUGACGAUUAUUUCACUCGGCAUGGAAAAUAUCAGUUUGACCCCACUGCUCUGGGGGAGGCCCAUGAGUGGAACCAUAAGCGAGCCAAGGAGGCUUUUGAAAGGGGUGCUAACCCCAUUAUCAUUGACAAUACCAACAUGCAGGGCUGGGAGAUGAGACCCUAUGUGGUUCAGGCACUGAGACAUGGAUACAAGGUGCUGUUCCGAGAGCCGGACACUUGGUGGAAGACCAAGCCCAGAGAACUGGAGAGACGUACCUCACAUAAUGUGCCAGUGGAAAAAAUCAGACGCAUGCUUAAUGGAUACGAGCGCUUCGUCACAGUCCAGUCCAUCUUGGGUUCACAGAUGCCUGAGUUAAAACAGCGCCUUCUUCUGGAGAACAGAAGCUCACAGCUGGUGUCUUCUGAAACACCUUGUCCUGACCUUGUAGGGCAGCCUGAAUUGACUGAGGGAUGUAAGAAAUCCCGCCCUCAGCUGUUUUCCUCCCUCCCUGAUGUGUCAUCUGUUGGUCGUUCCAGUGAGGUGGGAAUGCUGGAAGAUGGCACCCACAAAUCUACGGAGUCCCUCAAUUUCCAACCUACUGGAAGACUCACAGAAACCCCCGAAAUGUCCGACAGGGAAACUGACAUGAAUUUGAGGGCAUUAGAUUCUGAGUUGGAUGCCCAAUUAGAACUGAAUCAUCCAAUAGGAGAUCAGAGAAUCCCUGACUGUAUUGUGGAAUCAGUGAUGAAUGAAGAUAAUCGUGGAGAUGAAAUACCCGUGGCUUUCUCUGAGUCUAUUGGACAAAGAGUGAGGAGAGAAAGGCCAAGCAGAAGGUCUGGUUUUGACAGGUUGGAGCCUGCAGAUCUGGUGAAAGAUACUAACCAAUCAGACAGUGAGGCAAAGGAGAAAGAACAAACAAAGGAAGAGGAAGCAGAAGGGGUUGAGAUGGUGAGGGAUGGGGGAGAGAAGGGAAGGCCUAAAAUGUUGGAUUUUGUAGGAGAUUGGCCAUUUGAAGGGUCCUUAAAGCAGCGGCAGGUGAGGACAAGAGAGAGGCAUAAAAGAAAUGGGAAGGAAGAUGAAGGUGUGUCUCAAGAAGCUAACGAAAAUGAAACAAAAGUGCAGUCAGGACCCAAUGUAACAGAGUUUCAGAAGCUUCUUGAUCUUAUUCAGACGGGUGUACCUGCCAUUCAGACCGGCUCUGCUGCUUCGUCCUCCCUUUCCCCAAGCUCUGGAGAGGAAUUUGAGAAAGAAGAGGUGGCAGGUGGCAGGUUUGAGGAAUCCCAUGGCCGUAGAUCUAACAGUGAGGAGAGAGAACAAAACAUGAACAGUGUUAACAGCAGCAGAGGCGAAUUACCUGACUGUGUGUUAGACUGGAAGGCAGCUGACUCUUGUAAGGUCAGGCAGUCCAGAAUUGAUCAUUGGGAGGGAUUUAAAACAGAAAAUGAAGUGAGUAGUACCACAGAAGGGAAUGAUAAAGUCUUGAAGAUUGGCAGAGAAACAGAGUCUGUGGAUUUGAGAUCAACCAGCCCAACAAAUCUCCUCUCAGCUCUUCCUGCUGAUUCACUAGUUAUCUCCAAAACUGUGGAGGCAAAUGUAUGCCAUGAUGUGGUGGGAAGCCACAGUACUGAAGGUGAGGUUGGUACACAGUCUGGUGCUGGUCAUACUGAUAUUGACACCAAUAACUGCACAGAGAAUGGCGGAGGGACUACAGUUGAGGCUGAUGGCAGUCAUAUUAGUGAGGUGUGUCUGAGUCCUGUGUGUGAGGGCUCUGUGGGAGCAGAAAGCAGUGCUUUCAGUGGAGGCAGUCAGGAGAGAAAGCAGCGUCAGGGUCGUAGAUCGGGGAAACAGUGCAAACUAGCCCUCACCUUUACUCAAAACUGCCCUGCUUCUUUCCAGAGUACUCUCGAAUGUCCCAGUACCACAGCUCAAAAUAAAACCCAUAGUCAGAUUAGCAUUACCACAGAUGUUGAACCUAACUUUAAUCCUAACUGUAACACAAGCCUUAUCCUCAAAUCAAACCUUUUCACAGAGUCCAAAUCUGAGGCACACCUGCAGCCUCCUUCCCCACUUUCUCUGGUAGACACAGGCAGCCCCACCCAGACAGAACCUCAAGACUUUGCCCUUCUUUGGCGUCUCAAUCAUCAAGACAGCCCCGAUGAAGCAGUCGUCACUUCGUGCAGCCACCCUAGUGACAUCACGGUCCUGACUGGAGACUCUUCUCGCUUUGUGCCAGAGUGUUCCUCUGCCGUUUCUGCUGCGGUUGCAGUUCACCCAUCCGGCCAAAGAGAGGUACCCUACCGCGUGGUGCAUGAGAAAGGCACACAGGUGGAGGAGAAAGAGCUUGGGGCAACUCAAGACCAGCUUGAGAACCUGUGCAUUCUUAGUCGCCAUUUUAAAUUGGUUAGUUUUGAUACAUUAGAAGAUCUGUAUGACAAAUGCCAUCAGGACCUAGAAUGGACCACCAACCUGCUGCUGGACUCUGGAGAGAGGUUCUUCAGGGAUGAGGAUGGUGAGAAAGAGGAGGAGGAUGGUGCUGGGGGUGAAGAAGACCAGAACACAUCCAGUCUGUGUGGAGCUUUAGGCAAGGCUGUAGAAACCAGGUUAUGUCCUAAUGUGUUAGAUGAGCAUCACCCUGAAGAUUGGCCAACUGCGUUUGAGGACAGGACUCAGCAGUCAACCUUUGGGACAGUUAGUGAGUCAGAUGAGAGCUCCAAUAAUACUGAUGUGCUAAGUUUAGGAGGUGCAGCUGUUCCAGUUAGUAACAAAGACCAUCCUGAUACAACCUCACACUUAGAAAAAUUUCCUCAAACAGAACUUAGUCUGCCUCAAACAGUAAACGAAGGAGGGAGAUGUGGUGACACUGAACACAAAGUGACAUCAGAAGCUGACCUAAUAGGCAGCGCUUGGGGUGGAAGCUUUGAUGAUGGAGUAAUAAUUGAACAGUCAAGAGUUGAGAUAGAGGAGAUUGUUAGCAUGGACGAGGUCCACCGGCUGCUGCAGGCAGAGCUAGACGAGAUGGAGAGAGAGGAAAGGCAGGAGGAGGAGGAGAGGACUGAAAGGAGGCACUUGGAGGAGAGAAGGAGCCAACAUCUGGACAUUCAGAGUGUGGAGCUGAAACUACCCACUGAGCUGGCACUACAGCUAAGUGAACUGUUUGGUCCUGUCGGAGUAGACCCAGGUACAUGCUCCACUGAUGACUAUGCCGUGCAGAUGGACCUGAACCUGGCUAAACUGCUCCACCAGAAGUGGAAGGAAACUAUUCAGGAAAAGCAGAGACAAGCAAGUCUUUCCUUUCACUUGCUUCAUGAAAGUUCAGCACCCUGGGGUGAUACACAGGUGGCUAAAUCUGGAUCACGUGACCAGACACAGCUAGCACGUUUGCUGAUUAGUGCAGAUGGUUACACGUCACUGCACAGCCAACCAGAGGCCCGUGGUCAGAUGCCAUUAAUGGACCACUGGAAUGUGUCCCGCCCGCAUGUCUCUCUCAGAGAUAUUAUAAAAGAGGAGCAGGCUUUGCAGGAGAACAUGAAAAAGACCAGGCAAAGUCGUGCAGACCUUGACCAGCGUGACGGAGCCGCCGUGUUGAAAGAGAACCAGCUGUAUUCCCUGUUCCCCACCAUUGACAGGCAUUUCCUCCAGGACAUCUUCAGAGACCACAAUUACAGCCUGAAACAGACAGAGCUGUUUCUUCGCUCUCUACUGGACGAGGAGCCCGUCAAGACAGUGGUCGCCCCAGAGGCACCUCGGCCCGACCACCACAGAGCAGCCAGCAGGGAGAGGGAAAAGAGACAGAAGCCCCUGGAGUCGAUCGUACCCGACUAUCAGGAUACGGAGGACCCAGAGUAUGAGGACCUCAGGGCCGAGGCAAGCCUACAGAAGAGCCGGCAGCUUGAGUGUUUCGCCAAGGCUGCUGAGGCCUUCAAGCAAGGACACAAAGAAGUGGCCUCAUUUUACGCACAGCAGGGACACCUGCACGGCAAGCGGAUGCGUGAAGCCAAUCACCGUGCAGCAGUUCAGAUUUUUGAGAGGGUCAACUCAUCACUGCUGCCCAGCAACAUCCUGGACCUCCAUGGGCUGCAUGUAGAUGAGGCCCUGGAGCAUCUGGCCCAGGUCUUACAGGACAAAACCACAGAUUGUGAACAGGGUCUGUGUCGACCUCAGCUCUCUGUCAUCACAGGAAGAGGGAACCACAGCCAGGGGGGCGUGGCCCGCAUCCGCCCCGCCGUUAUAGACUACCUCACCAACAAACACUACAGGUUCACUGAGCCAAAGCCAGGUCUCGUGUUGGUCUCUUUGAAGUGAGAAGAAUCUGGUUUAUUGGAUUCAAGCUGCUAUGGAGGACAGCACACUCUCUGUCUCUCUACACUUCUACAACGCCACAUACAGAAUUAUUACAGUAUAUACAGUAUGUGACACACAACCUCCUUGCCCCUCUCUUUUUUUUUUCUCAAUCGGUAUUGCUGCUACUUGGUUAAAUUGAGGUUAAUUUUAGUUAAGAUCCUAAUUUUAAUUCAGAUCUUAAUAAGAAUCGUUUUUCUUUUGUGUUUUUAUGAAAGAUAACCGCAUUGGCGUGAAACACAAGUAAGGUAUUUUUAUGCAUCUGUAAAGCUUUAAUGUAUGUACAUUUUAUAUUUCAAAAUGUUUUAUAGUGUGGUGUGUUUUGCUUUACAUUUAUCUUUAUGCCUUUUAAAGAGAAUGAACAAUCCUUUAGUUUUGAAGGCUCCAUGUUGAAUAAGGUGUUAUUGAAUCAUUUGAACAUUUACUAAUCUGGAUUCAUGUUUGAGACAUAAUGUAAGGAUUUUAUGAAACUUUAACUGACUGCUUGGAGGUUGUUCUCUAGGAUUUUAAGUAAUAUGGCAUCCUUUUUUGACACACAAUUUAAGCAUUUUAUUUGACACUAACUACAUUUAAUGCAUGCCAUCAAGUUAUCACAAAACCAAAUGCUUAGAAGCAAGAGAGUUAUUUUUCUCAUGGUUGUAGUAUUAUAGUGCGUCUUGAUCACCAGAAGGUGAGCCUGAAACUCUUCAGAUGAUCAAAAGGCCGUUAAAUAGGUUGAACACCUUUCACCGUGAGUUCUGGAGCAAACAGUCUCCUUUGCAGCUGCCUCAGCGACAUACUGAAACUGUUCAUUUACUUUUGCUUAAGGCCAAUUUUAGCUGCUAAUAUAUUGAUAUUCAAACUCGGGUAAAGAUUCAGCAAUGUUUCUUUUCUUACAAGGCCAGUUGAUUGUUUCCAGCCUGUUCCUGGUGGCUUUUUUUUUAACCCCUUAUGCCAAAUUUUGUAGCAUUUGUAUUAAUCAGGUUGCUACACUGUUUUUGUAGGUUUAAAAUCGCUUAUGUUUUUCUAUCUGUGUGAUAUUUUUCACAAAGGUGCAAAAAAAUGUUGAUAAAAUUUUACCAUUGUACAUAAUAACACAUGAAUUAUAAAGAGAGAAUUUUAUUUUUAUAUUCAUUUGUUCAAAUGGUUUUACAGAGAAUAUUGUGGAAUAAAAUCUUAUUUGUGUACAGUUUAAAA